GUGCUCGGCGCCGGCGGGCCAAGAUGGCAGCGUCCUGCGUGGCGCUGCUGGUCCUGGCGCUGCUGCUGUCGGUGCUGCUGCUGGGCCUGUGGAAGCGUGGGCGUCAAACGGGCAGGGCCCGGCACGUGGUCGUCGUGGUGCUGGGCGACGUGGGCCGCAGCCCCCGCAUGCAGUACCACGCGCUGUCAUUGGCCCAGAGCGGCUUUUCGGUGACGCUGCUGGGGUUCUACAACUCCAAACCUCGAGAUGAACUCUUGCAGAGUGAUAGGAUUCAGAUUGUGAAGUUGACGGAUCUGCGGGGUCUGGGAGCUGGGCCCCGGAUUCUCCAGUAUGGAGUCAAAGUUGUAUUUCAGGCAGUGCACUUGCUGUGGAAGAUGAUGCACACAGACCCUGCAGCCUACAUCUUUCUCCAGAACCCCCCAGGUCUGCCUGCUAUUGCCGUCUGCUGGUUUGUGGGCUGCAUUUGUGGGAGCAAACUGGUCAUCGACUGGCACAACUAUGGCUACUCCAUCAUGGGCUUGGUCCAUGGCCCCCGCCACCCCAUUGUGCUGCUGGCCAAAUGGUAUGAGAAGUUCUUUGGGCGCCUGUCCCACCUGAACCUGUGUGUGACCAAUGCUAUGCGGGAGGACCUGGCAGAGAACUGGUGUGUCAGGGCUGUGACGCUCUACGACAAGCCAGCAUCUUUCUUUAAGGAGACACCCCUGGACCUGCAGCACGAACUCUUCAUGAAGCUGAGCCACAAGUACUCUCCUUUCCAGAGCUGCUCAGAGCCCUCAGAUUCUGACAUGGAGAGGUCGGCCUUCACUGAGAGGGAUUGUCAGAGCGGGGUUGUGAGGCGUCUGCGUGGGCGGCCAGCACUGCUCGUGAGCAGCACUAGCUGGACAGAGGACGAGGACUUCUCCAUCCUGCUGCGAGCAUUAGAAAAGUUUGAGCAACAAGCACUCACUGGAGACAGCCUUCCUUCCCUCGUCUGUGUGAUAACAGGAAAGGGACCACUCAGAGAGCACUACCGCCACCUCAUCAGCCAGAAGCACCUUCAGCACGUCCAGUUCUGCACCCCAUGGCUAGAAGCCGAGGACUACCCACUGCUUCUAGGGUCAGCGGAUCUGGGUGUCUGUCUGCACAUGUCCUCCAGUGGUCUGGACCUGCCCAUGAAGGUGGUGGACAUGUUUGGGUGCCACUUGCCUGUGUGUGCCGUGAACUUCAAUUGUCUGCAUGAGCUUGUAAGACAUGGAGAGAACGGUCUGGUCUUCAAGGAUGCCGAGGAGCUGGCAGCUCAGCUGCAGAUGCUUUUCUCAAACUUUCCUGACCCUGCUGGAAAGCUAAGCCAGUUCCGGAAGAAACUGCAGGAGUCAGAGCAGCCACGCUGGGAUGAGAGCUGGCAGCAGACUGUGCUCCCUUUGGUCACUCACAAGUGACCUCCAGGCCAGAGGGUAGGGCCCCAUCCAUCCUGUGGCCACCCUUCCUGCCGGGGCCUUUGAGUGCCCCCUAGUGGUCAUAAGCCAGAGGACAGCAGUGGGCGACAGCUAGGAAGAGAGUGAUCUGGCAGCGCUCUUCUGUUCUGAGCACUUCUGUCACUUCUGGUGUCCCUGCCAACUUCUCAGUCCCUGGGUUUUUGUUUCUGGACUCCUCACAUCCCUUACAUUCCGGUUCUGCUGGGCUGCCGUCAGCUCUGGGAUAGCCUGUGUUCGUUGGGUUUGGCUGAGCAGGGCUGAGUUGUCUGAGACAGUCAUACUUAAUAAAUAUAUAUAUUUAUUUGUACAA
Mus pahari (shrew mouse) is the source of this 1764-nucleotide messenger RNA. RefSeq names its product ALG1 chitobiosyldiphosphodolichol beta-mannosyltransferase (gene Alg1). The transcript is spliced from 13 exons. Gene Ontology annotation, molecular function: mannosyltransferase activity. Lineage: Eukaryota; Metazoa; Chordata; Mammalia; Rodentia; Muridae. Bases 24 to 1418 code for a protein of 464 amino acids. Gene Ontology annotation, cellular component: endoplasmic reticulum. The record is from RefSeq and is a predicted model, not a curated record.